This is a messenger RNA of Fomitopsis serialis, 1164 nucleotides long. RefSeq lists its product as uncharacterized. The transcript has 6 exons. Lineage: Eukaryota; Fungi; Basidiomycota; Agaricomycetes; Polyporales; Fomitopsidaceae. The coding region runs from base 1 to 1164 and encodes 387 amino acids. The record is from RefSeq and is a predicted model, not a curated record.
AUGGCAGAUAACCCAGAGAUCUCCCAGCUCAUCUCGGUCAAUCUUGCCACUGUUUGCAUCGAGAGCCUCCUCUACGGCAUCUUCUUCGUCCUCUAUGGCGCCUCUACCUACCUCCUCAUCCGCCAGAGUAGAGCGAAAGUGGCUGCCGAGGGCAAGCACUCCAGCAAGUCGGUGUACAGGGCACCCAUGUUCAUCGCGGCAAACAGCAUCUUCCUCACAGUGACUGGUCACUGGGUCCUCACUGUCUACAGGCUAUUUGAAGCUUUCGUCAACUUCCGCGGCGGAACGGCCGCGCUGUUCUUCUACGCAGACAUUGCACUCCCCUCCGAGGUCGCUAAAUCCGCUCUUUUGGUCGCUACUGUUAUUGUAUCUGAUGCAAUGAUUAUAUACCGCCUGUACAUCAUCUGGGGCUACAACAAAGCGAUCAUCGUUCUCCCCGUUCUCACCUGGUUUGGUCUGAUUGCCGUCGGUGUCGGUGUCUGCUGGCGUUUCUCCUUGUACAAGCUCGGCGACAACGUCUACAGUGGCCAGACCGGACGAUGGAUCACCGCCGACUGUUUCUUUACCCUCGCUACGAACGUGUAUUGUACAGUCUGCAUCUCCUACCGCGUCUUCCGCACGCGCCUCCGCGCGCGGAGCCAUCCCUCGCUCGCCUCGCCCAACCUCCUCUCCGCGCUCGCGAUCCUCGUCGAGUCCGCCGCGCUGCACACCGCGUGGAACGCGACCUUCCUCGGCGCCUUCCAGCGCGCGUCCGCGUUCCAGUUCACCGCGAUCGACGUCUGGUCGCCCGUCGCGGGCACCGCGUUCAUGCUCAUCAACCUCCGCGUCGCCCUCGGCUGGGCGCAGCGCGCGCACACCUCCGCGUCGUCCUCGGGCUUCGUCGCCGGCGCCGCGUCCAUCGGCACCUUCUCCGGCGGCCGGCCCCUGAGCGGCGACGGCGUCGGCCGGGAAUCGAAGUCGAGGCGGCCCUCGUACCCGUACGGCGCGCCGCCCCCGCCGAGCGCAGCGCACACGUACGCGCCGCGCGCCCGCGGUUCUCGUACCGCAGCGAGUGGGAGCGGGCGCGCGCAGAGAGGGAGGGCGACCCGUGGCAGGACCAGCCGUGGGUCGUCCACGCGCAGCCGCACCCGUACGCGGCGGCGGCGGGCGUCCCGCUGGCGGUGA